Molecule: messenger RNA, 2957 nt
Organism: Rhineura floridana
Lineage: Eukaryota; Metazoa; Chordata; Lepidosauria; Squamata; Rhineuridae
Gene: UPF3A
Product: UPF3A regulator of nonsense mediated mRNA decay
Exons: 10
Coding region: 141-1565 (474 amino acids)
Biological process (GO): positive regulation of translation; nuclear-transcribed mRNA catabolic process, nonsense-mediated decay
Cellular component (GO): cytoplasm; nucleolus
Molecular function (GO): telomeric repeat DNA binding
Source: RefSeq, a predicted model, not a curated record
ACCGGUUGGCGGUUGGCUGAAGGAUGAGGGCGAAGAGAGGCCGGAGCGGCGUUGAUGCGCGGUAGCGGCGCUGCUGUUGCUGCUGGCUGGCGGACGGGCGAGCGGAGGGUUUGUGCGGGGUUGUCACCCACCCAAGAUCCAUGGAGGCUCCGCUUCAGCGGGAAUCCCCGCGUCGUGUGCCGGAGACCCCUCCGCCAUCCCCGGGGCCGUCACCGCCGCUGCCUCCGCCGCCGCCGCCUUCCAACCUGCCGCUGCCGGGCAAACAGCAGCGGGAGGAAAAAAGAGCAGCUCUGAGUAAAGUAGUUAUACGCCGGCUACCUCCUAGCUUUACCAAGGAGCAGCUGGAGGAGCAGCUCCAUCCGCUUCCUGCACAUGAUUAUUUUGAAUUUUGUACCUCUGAUCCCAGUCUUUAUCCUCAUCUCUACUCAAGAGCAUAUAUUAAUUUUAGAAAUCCUGAUGACAUCCUUCUUUUUAGAGAUCGCUUUGAUGGCUAUGUCUUCAUAGAUAAUAAAGGAUUAGAAUAUCCUGCUGUUGUUGAAUUUGCACCCUUCCAAAAGAUUUCUAAAAAGAAGUUGAAGAAGAAAGAUGCAAAAGCUGGAAGCAUAGAAGAUGAUCCAGAAUAUAGAAAAUUUUUAGAAAGUUAUUGUGCUGAAGAAGAAAAAAUAUGCACCAACCCUGAGACUCUGCUGGGAGAAAUUGAGGCAAAAACAAGAGAGCUCAUUGCUAGAAGAACAACACCUCUUUUGGAAUACAUUAAAAAUAGAAAAUUAGAAAAACAGAGAGUCCGAGAAGAGAAAAGAGAAGAACGAAGGAGGAGAGAAUCCGAAAAGAAACGCCUAAGAGAAGAUGAGAAACGGAAGCGCAGAGAGGAAGAAAGGCGUAAAAGAAAAGAAGCUGAAAAGCAAAAGAAAAUGGCUGAAAAAGAAAUAAGGAUUAAGCUGCUUAAGAAACCUGAGAAAGGUGAUGAGCAAACUACAGAAAAGCACAGAGAAAAAGAAAAAGCUGACAUAGAAGAGAGCAAAUGGGAGAAAUCACCUGGGCAUGGCAGUAUAAAAUCAAAACCCCUGGAAAGUUCAUUCAAGGAACUUAAGGAAAAGUCACAAAAUGAUAGUGAUAAAGAACAAAGGGAUUCAGAGAGAAGAUUUCGUGAAAAAGAACCUGAAAGACAAAGGUAUAGAUUGGAUGAUAGCCGAAAGCACAGAACUCACUAUGAAUUUGACAAAUUUGUGAGAAGGAAUGAAGAUGAAGUGAAGUGGGGGAAAGGAUACAACCAAGAUCGAGGGAAGAAAGUGAACUACAACUACAGCUUCACUGUGGACACAGUAGACAAACUGGGUAAAGAGGACAAGUGUGAUGACAUGGCAUCCAAAAAGGAGCGCAUAAGAAAUAAGGAUCGACCAGCCAUGCAACUGUACCAGCCAGGAGUUCGCAUUCGAACACCUACGGGGUCUACAAGUAGGUCCUAUGACUGCACUGAAAAGUCUCCAGAAGAGGCUUAUGAUAGAAAGUAUGAGGCAGACAAUUCAACUGGAGGUGGUUCAGAGAAGAGUGAAGAGGCAGAAUAAAACAACAUGGACAGAAACUUCAGCAUUUAAGUGUCCCCACAGAAUAUUAUAUGCUCUCAGAAUUAGCCCAGCAUUACCAAGAAUUACUUUUUUUCUUUCGUUUUCUAGUAAUAAUUUAGGCCACAUUCAAUGUUACAUAAAGUUAAUGAGAAUAUGAUUGUUUCGUGAAAAAAUGAAAGAAUCUGUGAAUCAAAUGGGCCAAAUGAGAGGUGCAUUUUAUUCUGUUUCCAGCUGUGGAAGCACCUUUCAUCCCCACCAUGCACAUAGAUACAUAUUUGAUUGUAUGUUAUGAUAGCAAUAGCAUGAAUUUUAAAGGCUGUUUUUGCAUUGAUUUCAUUGUCAUGAUCACUGACAUGUUACUCAAUCAAAUAUGUAUUUCUGUGCAUCAUGAGAGGCGUGGUUCUCAUAGGCACAGGGCAUACUGUGAUUUGAGAUGUGAGAAGGGCAUUUAUGAUACAGUCUUAUUGGAUAUUACACUAGAAUUCAGGAUCUGUAAGCUUCUAGCAUAUUUUCAGGUUUGCGUUUUGUAUAACACAUUUCAGAAAAUAUCACACCUUUUCCACUCUAGAGGAAUUUUUUUUAAGCAUAUAUUUCCAUCAGUUUUAAUUGAGGCAUUUUACAUGUGUUCUAUAAAUUUCAUUAACUCACAGGUCCCUCCUAGCACAACGAGACCAUGAGAAUAAGGCAUUAUACAGAGUGUGAUUGUAUUUAUAUCGUGGGGAGGAAAAAAACCCACCAGUACCGUAGCCUGGUCCUGGAAGGAGUAAGUAGUUUAGUCCCAAUUUAGCAAGUGCAUUACUACAUAAAGAACUAUAAGCAACUAGUACCAUCUCUUCGUUGGAAUUACUCAUAUGCUUGUAAUUAAGGUAAUGUUUAAAUGAUUAUUACAGGGCACUACUCAACUCCCUGCAGGAUCAUGGGUGGUUAAAAUGCACAAUUGCAGGAUGAGGUUAAUAAUUUGCACAUUUAUGUCCAGCGUCAGUCCUUCAUUGCAUUUACAUUGGUUUUCAGGGGCAAAUUAGGCAGAAAGGCAGCAUGAUUGUUCUAUUAUAUUUGGGGUUGUGCCAAAUUCCAAUAAAGGAUGGUGGGAUGAUUUCAAACGCAGCAUUUGCUGGUGGGAUGGGAAUGCUAAACCUCUGCUUCUUCCAGCCAGAAGUGCCUCACCUGGGGGGAUAGAGCACAGCAAUAGCUUUCUAUCAGUGGUGUCACUGCCACUUACCAGAAGGGGACGGGCAAGGUAGUGGCAAGGAUGGGGCUGUGCAGGUGCACCCAAAGGAGUACUGGAUUGGCUCAGCUGCUGCAUCCACACAACCCAGCCUUACUGCUUUGCUCCUACUCCUCCCAGUAAGCAUCUGAGCAAGUCACUCCUGCCUCCCAACUGCUUUUCUUCCA